This is a messenger RNA of Sipha flava (yellow sugarcane aphid), 1066 nucleotides long. RefSeq names its product protein GVQW3-like. Gene Ontology annotation, molecular function: nucleic acid binding. The transcript has 2 exons. Lineage: Eukaryota; Metazoa; Arthropoda; Insecta; Hemiptera; Aphididae. The coding region runs from base 38 to 646 and encodes 202 amino acids. The record is from RefSeq and is a predicted model, not a curated record.
CGAAGUUGGUCGUUUUGUAUAAAUUCACGGUUUCACGAUGGAUAAUAUUUCGGAGCAACGCGUGUGUAUUAAAUUUUGUUUCAAAAUUGGUAAAAAUGCGACGGAAACUUUUGAAUUGAUAAAAUUGGCUUUUGGAAAUGUUGCACUAAGCCGUGGUGUGACUUUUGACUGGUUCAAACGUUUUAAAGAUGGUCGUAUAUCCAUUGAAGAUGACCAUCGUCCUGGGCGUCCAUUAACAUCAAAAACAAAUGAUACCAUUAUUCUAGUUCGAGAAAAAAUUAGAUCCGACCGAAGAUUAACUGUCAGAGAAGUAGCUAAUGAAGUUGGCAUAUCAAUUGGUACUUGUCAUUCGAUUUUAUCAGAUGAAUUGGGUAUGAAAAGAGUGUCCGCAAAAUUAGUGCCAAAAUUGUUAACCGAAGAGCAAAUGGAACAUCGCAUUGAAGUGUGUUUGGAUCUAAAAAAUCGGGUUUCUAACGACCCAAGUUUUAUAAAAUCAAUAAUUACGGGCGAUGAAAUAUGGGUGUAUGGAUAUGAUCCCGAAAUCAAAGUCCAAUCAUCGCAAUGGAAGACCACAAAUUCACCUCGUCCAAAAAAAAUGUCGUCAGGUCCAGGCAAACAUCAAAGCAAUGCUCAUUGUUUUUUUUGAUUUUAAUGGUUUAGUCCAUUAUGAGUUUGUACCUACAGAUCAGACAGUAAAUCAAGUGUUCUAUAAACAAGUACUAGAAAGAUUAAGAGAAAAAGUACACCGUAAAAGGCCAGAAGCGUGGAAAUCAAAGUCGUGGUUUUUGCACCAUGACGAUGCACCGGCACAUUCUGCACUUUCUACUAAAAAGUACCCUCAAAAGCCACAGAUUUGAAGACAUUAAAAAAACUAUUUAUAACGUGAUACAAGAUCUAAAGGCUAUAAAUAUAGAGGAAAUUCAAAGGUGUUUCGAAAAGUGGCAAGAUCGUUGGGAGCAUUGUAUUGAUGCUAAAGGACACUAUUUUGAAGGUGAUCCAUUUAAAUAAUUUGUAAGUUUGAAAUAUAAUUUUUAAUAAUUUUAGGGUAUUUAUUGAAUACACCUCG